Molecule: messenger RNA, 1833 nt
Organism: Condylura cristata (star-nosed mole)
Lineage: Eukaryota; Metazoa; Chordata; Mammalia; Eulipotyphla; Talpidae
Gene: MSTO1
Product: misato 1, mitochondrial distribution and morphology regulator
Exons: 14
Coding region: 80-1780 (566 amino acids)
Biological process (GO): mitochondrion distribution
Cellular component (GO): cytoplasm
Source: RefSeq, a predicted model, not a curated record
CCACACGCCCGCCUGGCCAAUCGGCUAGCAGCAGCGAGCAGGCCGCAGCGGGCCGGGCUACCCGGUGGAGCCGCGAGGCAUGGCGGGCGGAGCCCGGGAGGUGCUCACUCUGCAGUUGGGGCAUUUUUCGGGGUUCGUGGGAGCGCACUGGUGGAACCAGCAGGAUGCUGCGCUGGGCGGACCGGCAGAUGCCAAAGAGCCGCCGGGAGAGCUGUGCCCGGACGUCCUGUACCGCACCGGCCGAACGCUGCACGGCCAGGAGACUUACACGCCGAGGCUCAUCCUCAUGGACCUGAAGGGUAGCCUGAGCUCCCUAAAACAAGAAGGUGGACUCUACAGGGACAAACAGCUAGAUGCUGCGAUAGCAUGGCAGGGGAAGCUCACCACACACAAAGAGGAGCUUUAUUCCAGGAACCCUUACCUCCAGGACCUUCUGAGUGCAGAGGGAGUGCUGAGUAGUGAUGGUAUCUGGAGGGUCAAGUCCAUUCCCAAUGGCAAAGAUCCCCCACCACAUACUGCUACAACUCUCAAACCACUUAUCCCCAUGGAGGGUAGCAUCAGAGUUUGGUCAGAUUUUCUGAGAGUUCAUCUCCAUCCCCGGAGCAUCUGUUUGAUUCAGAAAUACAACCAUGAUGGGGAAGCAGGUCGCCUAGAGGCAUUUGGUCAAGGAGAGAGUAUCCUGAAGGACCCCAAGUACCUGGAAGAGCUAGAGGACAGGCUACACUUCUACGUGGAGGAGUGUGACUUCCUGCAGGGGUUCCAGAUCCUGUGUGACCUGCAUGAUGGCUUCUCUGGGGUAGGCGCUAAGGCUGCCGAGUUGCUGCAAGAUGAGUAUUCAGGACGGGGAAUAAUAACCUGGGGCUUGCUCCCUGGUCCUUACAAUCUCAGGGACCCCCAGAAAAACAUCUACCGUGUGUUAAACACAGCUUUUGGGCUGGUGCGCCUGUCUGCUCACAGCUCUCUGGUCUGCCCCUUGUCCCUGGGGGGAAGUCUGGGACUGCGACCUGAGCCACCUGUCAGCUUCCCUCACCUGCAUUAUGAUGCCACUCUGCCCUUCCACUGUGGUGCCAUCCUAGCCACAGCCCUGGACACAGUCACUGUUCCAUAUCGCUUGCGCUCCUCACCAGUUUCCAUGGUUCAUCUGGCUGACAUGCUGAGCUUCUCUGGGAAAAAGGUGGUGACGGCAGGAGCAACCAUCCCCUUCCCCUUGGUUCCAAGCCAGACCCUUCCUGACGCCUUGAUGCAGCUUGGAGGAGGCACCCCGUGGACCCCACUGUCUGCAUGUGGGGAUCUUUCUGGAACACAAUACUUUGCCCAGUCAGUGGUGCUAAGGGGCCUAGACAGAGCGAGCCACACCAGUCAGCUCACCCCAGGGACACCACUGCCAUCCCCGCUCCAUGCGUGUGCCACAGGGGACGAAGUCCUGGCCCAGUAUUUACAGCAGCAACAGCCUAGAGUCAGGAGCUCUUCCCACCUGCUGCUGACGCCCUGUAAGGUGGUCCCUCCUUACCCCUACCUCUUCUCCUCAAGCCUCAGCCAGCAGAAUGGUCCACUGACUGGGCCAGCAGUGGAGAGCAUCCCAGUGUUUGGGGCCCUGUGCUCCCCUUCAUCCUUGAACGGGACCCUGGAAGGCUUGGCCAAAGAGCUCACCAGACUCGACCUGCGGCGCUGGGCCAGCUUCAUGGACGCUGGCGUGGAACAGGAUGACCUGGAAGAGAUGCUGCAGGAACUGCAUGACCUGGCCCAGUGCUACCAGGGUGGUGACAGCCUCAUGGCCUGAAGUUCCGAGAAAAGAGCUACUUUACAAUAAAAACUGCUGGGUGCGGGAAGGAG